UGUCAAAAAUGUAAACGUCAGACGCGGUAAAAAUUAGUUCUUCGACUGAUAACAUUUCUCGCAGAACCUCUAAUUCCAAGAAAAUCUGAAUGCAGUUCCUAAAGCACACCAGACUACUGCUAAAAUCCAUAUCAGGCUAUCAAAUCCGCACCACGAUAUUUUUGUACAGUACCGUGGGAAUAUUUAAACAGGCCGAAGCGAAAAUGGCAAACCCCAGCUUAAUUCUACGUAGAAUUGACGAUAUAAUCAAAUCCGAGGAGGACAAGAGACAGUAUCGUGGUUUAGAAUUAACAAAUCGAUUGAAAGUCUUGCUCGUGAGCGAUCCUAACACUGACAAAUCUGCAGCUGCUAUGGACGUAAACGUUGGAUUUUUGAGUGAUCCAAAGGAAGUUCUUGGUCUGGCACAUUUCUGCGAACAUAUGUUGUUUUUGGGUACAAAGAAGUACCCAAAUGAAAAUGACUAUAACAAAUUUCUGAGUGAACACGGGGGUAGCAGUAAUGCAGCCACUUACCCGGACCAUACUAUUUAUUAUUUUGACAUUGUGCCUGAACAACUUUCUUCUGCUUUGGACAGGUUCUCUCAAUUUUUUGUCGCUCCUCUGUUUACUGAGAGUGCUAGUGAGCGCGAGAUAAAUGCGGUUAAUUCUGAACAUGAAAAAAAUAUUCCCAGCGAUGUUUGGAGGAUGGAUCAGCUGGACAAGCAUAUUUCUGACCCAGAUCAUCCCUAUAAUACCUUUGGAACAGGUAACAAAUACACUUUGGUCACUCUUCCAAAAGCAAAGGGCAUCAAUGUGAGGGAAAAGCUGUUGGAAUUUCAUGGUAAAUGGUACUCGUCUAAUAUCAUGUGUUUAGCUGUACUAGGAAAAGAAAGUCUCGACGAAUUAGAAGAAAUGGUCGUGGAGUUGUUUUCGACGGUAGAAAAUAAAAGCGUAGAAGCACCAAUUUGGAAAACUCAUCCGUUUAAGGAAGACCAGUUUAAAACUAUGGUCUAUAUCAGUCCCGUGAAGGAUGUUCGGAAUCUCAACAUUGUUUUUCCUUGCGAGGAUCUCACGGAAUUCUACAAGUCAGCGCCUGGCCAUUACAUUAGCCAUUUAGUGGGACAUGAGGGCCCCGGAAGCAUUUUAUCAGUGCUUAAAGCUCGCGGAUGGUCCAGUAACCUGGUGGCUGGUAGUAAACCGGCUCCGAGGGGUUUUGGGUUCUUUGGAGUAGGCGUCGAUUUGACGGAAGAGGGCAUAAAGCACGUAGAUGAUAUCGUGAAGCUCAUCUUUCAAUACUUGAACAUGCUGAAGAAGGAAGGCCCGAAGAAAUGGGUGCAGGACGAGAACCGCGACAUAGGACAGAUGAUAUUUAGGUUUAAGGAUAAGGAGUCGCCCAGGGGGUAUAUAUCGAGUUUAGUGCAUAACCUGCAGGAAUAUCCCAUGGAGCAUAUCUUGUAUGCGAAUUAUAUGUUAUCGGAAUGGGAACCUGAGCUCGUCGAGAAGGUGUGGAGUAAUUUCGUCCCGGAUAAAGUUAGGAUAGCGGUCAUAGGAAAGAAGUUUGAAAAGGACCUUGACCAAGAGGAGCCCUGGUACGGAACGAAAUACAAGAAAACUUAUAUUCCCGAAGAGACAAUCAAAGAUUGGAACGGAGCCGGUUUGUGUCCAGAUUUGAGGAUGCCGGAGAAAAACGAGUUUAUUCCUACAGACUUUCAUUUAUACCCGCUUGACGAGGAUGUGACGGAACACCCGGCUAUUAUCGAGGAUACGGCCUUAACUAGGGUUUGGUUUAAACAAGACGACCAGUUUCUGCUUCCCAAAGCGAACCUUAUGUUCGAUUUCGUCAGCCCUCUCGCAUACCUGGACCCCUUAAACUGCAAUCUCACCCACAUGCUGGUCCAAUUGUUCCGGGACUCCCUCAACGAAUACGCCUACGCCGCAGAACUCGCCGGGCUCAAGUGGGAACUGAUCAACACAAAAUACGGAUUGAUUCUAGGAAUUGGAGGUUACAACAACAAACAGCACAUACUGUUGGAGAAAAUCAUGGAGAAACUAACAAACUUCAAAAUUGACCCGAAGCGGUUCAAUAUAUGUAAGGAAAAUUACAUUAGGAACUUGAAGAACUUCUCCGCGGAACAACCGUACCAGCACGCGGUGUAUUACUUGACGGUUUUACUAACCGAGCACUCUUGGACGAAGCAAGAACUGUUGGCCGCGACGGAUCAGAUUACCAUCGACCGUUUGGAGGCGUUUAUCCCGCAGAUACUGUCGAAGAUGCAUAUCGAGUCGUUGGUGCACGGCAACGUCAACAAGGAAAAGGCGAUUCAGUUGGUGCAUAUCGUCGAGGAUCACCUGACGUCCAGUUUGAAUAUGUCGCCGCUGCUUCCCAGACAGUUGCUCUUGAACAGGGAGUUGAAGUUGGAGGGUGGCUGCCAUUACUCGUACGAAGUGCAGAACGACGUUCACAAGUCUUCUUGCAUAGAGCUGUACUACCAGUGCGGCUUGCAGUCGAAAGAAAAUAACGUUAAACUGGAACUAUUUGCUCAAAUCAUCCAAGAGCCUUGCUUUAACAUCCUGCGAACCAAGGAACAGCUAGGGUAUAUAGUGUUCAGCGGCGUGCGUAGGUCCAACGGCGUUCAGGGUUUGCGGAUUAUCGUUCAGUCGGACAGGCACCCGACGUACUUAGACAGCAGGAUAGAAGAGUUCCUGCAAAACAUGCUGGAUUACAUAAACGAGAUGAGCGACGAGGAGUUCUCGAGGCACCGGGAAGCGCUGGCUGCCCAACGGUUGGAAAAACCCAAACAGCUGUCCACGCAAACAAACCGAUACUGGUCGGAGAUAACGGCGCAGCAGUACCACUUCGACAGGGCGAACGUCGAAGUGGCUUACUUGAGGACACUGUCGAAGAACGACAUAAUAGAGUUUUACAAGGGAUUACUUAGCCACACCGCCGACGCGAGGAAGAAGCUCUCCGUUCACGUCGUCUCGACGGCCGAAGGGGGAGCGGGUAAAGUGGCGGAGAAGGAAUACACCCCGGAGAACAACAAGCCGCAACCAGCGGUCAUCAGCGACAUCACAGUCUUCAAGAGCAGCCACGAGAUGCACCCCCUGGUGCAACCUUACAUCAACAUCACCCGGAAGGGGAACAAGUGCAAGCUGUGAUAAACGCCGUAGCGGUUAAGGAUAAAUUAAUUUUUUUUGGUCCUCGCCUACAAUCUUUAUUUUAGUUGACGCGCCGCGAUUUUUUAUUGUUUUAACUUUGUUUUUUCUUUAUUUUUAUUCGUAAGAUGUCAAUUACCACUCUAGCACUGGUCGGAGACAAUUUUUUAAACUAUGGGGCUAUUAUAAACUAAAAAAGUUACACCAUGGCAUUUUUAAUCUAGCGCAAUCCAAAUGUAGUCGACAGUAUUUUUUUUUUAUUAUUAAAUGCAGAGUUAUUGAAAAUAUAUUUAAUGUUGUAUGUUAACUUUUUCAAGGUGACUAAUUCGUAUGAAUAAUUGUAACGUUUUAUCUUCUUAAAUGUAGUUUCCGUACGUUAUCGUCUACUAGAGCCUUUUAAAUGACUACGAGCCCCAUGACACCGAGCUUAGGCGACCAACAUUGCACGGUUGGUACUGUCGACUAAAAAUCCGUAUAUCGGCAGAUACAGUGCGAUCGUCGAUUGCAUGGAAUCUCACGUUUUCUUUUUUUUUAAUUUUACUGGUCAUGCAGCUUGUAGUCAUUUAUUAAGGCUCCAUCUUAAUUUUUAUGGGGUAAAAGUAAAAUUCGAGCUAAAGCUGGUUUAAUCAAAUCUUCCUACCUCGAAAAUAUUAAAUCGUUUACAUUUUACAGGUUAGACGCAACGUUUUUAUCUAAAGUGUUACAAUAACAAACUUUUGAGUAAAUAAAUAAUAAAUAUAUUGGAAA
Messenger RNA from Anoplophora glabripennis (Asian longhorned beetle), 3881 nucleotides. RefSeq names its product insulin-degrading enzyme (gene Ide). Gene Ontology annotation, biological process: peptide catabolic process. NCBI's taxonomy places the organism in Eukaryota, Metazoa, Arthropoda, Insecta, Coleoptera, Cerambycidae. The coding region runs from base 90 to 3137 and encodes 1015 amino acids. The transcript has 18 exons. The record is from RefSeq and is a predicted model, not a curated record. Gene Ontology annotation, cellular component: mitochondrion; cytosol. Gene Ontology annotation, molecular function: metalloendopeptidase activity; metal ion binding.